This is a messenger RNA of Laetiporus sulphureus 93-53, 540 nucleotides long. RefSeq lists its product as uncharacterized. Lineage: Eukaryota; Fungi; Basidiomycota; Agaricomycetes; Polyporales; Laetiporaceae. The transcript has 4 exons. The coding region runs from base 1 to 540 and encodes 179 amino acids. The record is from RefSeq and is a predicted model, not a curated record.
AUGACAUUCCCCGACACACAAUCAGGCGCGGACACCUACACCCCACAAACUCACGCGCAGCCCUCACUCGCGGACCUGCUCACCAUCGAGCCGGCUGCAUCGAUCUUUUACUCAUAUGCGCGCGAGACGGAGCUGAGCGCAUUGUUUGCGGAUGAGAGCGCGAGGCUGACGUUGCUCGUGCCGACAAACAAGGCAGUGAUGGCGCUCGCAAGGAAGCCACACCAAGGUCCCGCCCCGGUGAAGGAAGGUGUGAUCCUGCCCGAGGCAGAGUUCGAUGCUUUGUCGAAGCGGAACGUCGAGCGUUGGGUGUCGGCCCACAUCAUUCCCGAAUCGCCCAUUUUACUUACCCCGCCACACACAUAUGACACUAUGCUGCCCGGGACGAACGUCUCAUUCUCUGCGGCCGAUCCGGACAAGGGCAAUCAAGAUGCCCCGGAAUGGACCCGGGUGCGCCUGAACGGCGACAUCCGGUUGAUUGGGAUGAGGGAGGCGCAAAACGGCAUUUUAUAUAUGAUCGACGGGACGGUGAAGUUCGAAUGA